Molecule: messenger RNA, 1035 nt
Organism: Nerophis lumbriciformis (worm pipefish)
Lineage: Eukaryota; Metazoa; Chordata; Actinopteri; Syngnathiformes; Syngnathidae
Source: RefSeq, a predicted model, not a curated record
UCACUGUGGAGCCACAACAUUAGCCUCGGUGAUGGGGAGGAGGAAUGGGAGAUGGAGGGCUUGUCGCCUAUCAUCCCUAUCAUCACCGCUCUCUACUCGUUGGUGUUUGUGGUGGGAUUGCUGGGAAACUGUUUGGUCAUGUAUGUCAUCAUAAGGUACACCAAGAUGAAGACAGCCACUAACACCUACAUCUUUAAUUUGGCCCUGGCUGAUGCCUUGGUCACCACCACCAUGCCCUUCCAGAGUACCGACUACCUCCUCAACACGUGGCCCUUCGGCGAAAUUGUGUGCAAAGUUUUCAUAGCCAUUGACUACUAUAACAUGUUCACUAGCAUCUUCACACUCACCAUGAUGAGCGUGGACCGCUACGUGGCCGUGUGCCACCCGGUCAAGGCGCUGGACUUCCGGACGCCGGUCAAAGCAAAGGUGAUCAACGUGUGCAUCUGGAUUCUUUCGUCGGCUGCUGGUAUUCCGGCUUUCGUCCUGGGCGGCACGCAGACAAACAACGGAAUCACAGAGUGCGCCUUACAGUUCCCUGAACCGUAUGUCUACUGGGAUACCCUGAUGAAGAUGUGCGUGUUCGUCUUCGCCUUUGUGGUUCCGGUCCUGAUCAUCACUGUGUGUUACUCCCUAAUGCUCCUGCGUCUCAAGAACGUCCGCAUGCUGUCCGGCUCUCGGGUUAAGGACAGAAACCUGCGUCGCAUCACCCGACUGGUGGUGGUGGUAGUGGCUGUCUUUGUGGUGUGCUGGACACCUAUCCAUAUCUUCAUCCUGGUCAAGGCUCUGGCCAACGUGCCAGAGACCACUGCAAUUAUGGCUGCUUACUUCUUUUGUGUGGCUCUUGGUUACAUCAACAGUAGCCUCAACCCUAUCCUCUACGCCUUCCUGGACGAGAACUUCAAGCGCUGUUUCAAGGACUUUUGUGUCUCAGCCAGGCGGCAGAAGGCCACCGGGAGCAGGAAGGUGGCCCUGGGGGCCGUGCAGGAGGCUGCUGUGCCUCUGCAGAACCCAGAUGAAAAUACCAAGCCCACAUGA